AGUACACGUUGUAAAACCGGUCCUUCAGUUGCUGCUGAAACUGAAAUUCAGUGCUUGGUUGGAUGCUAAACUGUGACAAAUGGCAAACGCGAAGAAAAAGGCUUCCAAAAACAAAUCUCAGAAGAACAAUUACCAUCACGAAAAUGAGUCUAACAGUAAAAAGAGGCAGAUGACGCCUGAUAAACAAAAAUCUGUACAGAAUGGAGGCAGAAAAUCGGAUCAACAUUUAACAGGGUCAAAGCAGUCCAAUAAACAAGAGCCAAAAGGUCAACCUGCAACAGGGUCGAAACAGACCAGCAAGCAUGAACCGAAGCGUCGCGGGUCAUGCUUCCGUCAGAUGUUUCUACUGUUUAUCAUUGCAUCAAUGGUGGCUGUGGGAGGAGUUAUCUAUGCAAAUGAAGAAUAUCAAAUUUUGAUUGAAAGGACACUGGAAAAAUAUGAAGUGCAGGACAAGCUACAUAUGGUGUAUGAUCAACUCAAGUCACUCAAAAGUCAAAUUCAAGAAUCCUUUUUACAGCUAAAGUCGCAAAUAGCGGAACCAGAAUCUGAGAAAGGUGAGAGACCAAAGAGAGAUUCCGAAGUUAAAAAGACCGAGGAUUUUGAGGAAGAAAUGGAAAAGAGAUUUGAACAGCCACCUGAACAACCACAAACAAUUGAUGAGGUCUCACAGAAAGACACAAUGGAAGAACCAGAACAUGUUCAAGAUUUUGAGUCAGAUAAUGGAGAAACUUUUGAACAAGAACAAUUUGAAUCCUUUGAACCAUUACAGGUAGAUAUUACUGAACAAGUACAGGAGCUAGGAGAAGAAGAGGUCCUUGAAAUUGUAGAACCAGAAACUAAAAAGUCAGAACCAGGAGAAGACGAGGUCUCUGAACCUGUAGAACCAGAAUUAGUCAAGGACCCUGAACCUAUUGAUCCAGAAGCUAAGAAACCAGAAUUAGCCAAUGUCCCUAAACAAGAGGCCGAGAAGUUUGAACCAGAAGUAGCUGAGGUUGCUGAACCUUUAGAAUCCCUGGAAAGGAAACCUGAACCAGAAGAACUGAGGGAAGAAAUGCAAGAAAAUGAACCGGAAAAUGUGAUAUUUACUGAACCAGAACCUGUACAAGCUACAGAGUCAAAACAAGAAGCAAUCUCUGAACCUGAACAACCUCAGAUAUCUGAAGCAGAACAAAGUACCAGACCAGUGCAACCUGAACUUUCUCAAAAGGAACCAGUUCAAUUUACUGAACCAGAAGUUAUGAAAAUACCUGAAUCAGAAACAAAUAUUGAUAUUGAACCUGAACAACCAGAAAUUACACAACCAGAAAUAACUCCAUUUCCUGAACCAGAACUAACUCCAGACAUUGAACCAGAGGAAGUACAUCCUACUGAAGGGAAACAAACUCAUGAACCAGUGCAACCUAAAGCAUCUAAACUAGAUCAAGACAAAUUCAACGAGCCAGAACCUGUUCAAGCCACUGAACAGGAAAAAGUUCCUGAACCAGUACAACCGGAAAUUACUAAACCAGAAAAAGAACAAAUUAAUGGACCGGUACAACCUGAAAUGAUCGAACCAGAACCUAUGCAAACCUUUGAAUCAGAACCAGAAAUAGUUACAAACCGUGAACAAAAGCACGAACAUGAAGGACUUACAGAGAAGGAACAAGAAGAGUCAUUUGAACAAAGUAAACAGAAACAAGCUGAACAACAUGAAACAGUAACUGAACCAGACAUCAACAAAUUGGAAAUGAAGAUCUCUUCUAUGUUAGAUAAUGAAGAGGAUAUAGAGGAAGACAAAGUUGAACAGUUUGAAGAACCAAAGGUAGAAAUGACCGAUGAGCCCAUGAAAAAGGCAGUUGUUCAAAAACCUGUCAUGGCGGAGGUUGCUCACGAUCAGCAACCAAUCAGGGAGGAGGUUCCAGAACCAAUCAGGGAGGAGCUUGUUUAUGAUCAACAACCAAUGAGAGAGGAGACUUCAGAACCAAUCAGAAAAGAGGUCCCAGAACCAAUCAGGGAGGAGCUUGUUCAUGAUCAGCAACCAAUCAGGGAGGGGGAUGUUCCAGAUCCAAUUGUAGAAAUGGAUGUUCCAGAACAACUGGAAGAGGAAAUUGUAUCAGAACCAAUGGAAGACCAGGUUGUUCCAGUACAGGUCAGAGAUGAAGUUGUUCAAGAACCAAUCAGGGAGGAGGACGUUCUAGAACCAGUUGUGGAGGUGGAUAUCCCAGAACCAGUUCAAGUUGAAAUUGUUUCAGAACCAGACAAAGAAGAGAUUGUUCAAAAACCAGUCAGAGAAGAAGUUGUUUCAGAACCAAAAAAAGACAAAGUGGUUUCAGAACCAGUAAAAGACAAAGUGGUUUCAGAACCAAAGAAAGAUGAGGUUGUUCAGUCAACUACUGGAGAGACAAGGACAGGUACUCAGAUGUCAGAUAAGGAAGUAGAAAGAGUAAGAAAAGAAAAGGAGAAGGAAGAGUACCCCAACCUCCUGAUCACAAACAGUCGUGACUACAGGAACAGGAAGAGGCUGGACAGUGCUGACCAACUAAGUGAGGAGGGAGAUUUUGAGGGAGCGCUGGCAAAGUAUGAAAAAGUGAUUGAAAAAUACCCCAACAGUCCCCGUGCCAAUUAUGGCAAGGGCUUAGUUCUGGACAAAAUGGCCGAAAAAAGAAAGAGUAACGCCUUUCUGGAGCAAGCCAUCAGGAGUCUUGACAACCUCCUAAACAUACCAGAUGUUCCGGACAGGUUACUGCUCCUAGCUGGCAGACGAUUGGCUGAGAGACAACAGUUCAGAGGUUGGGGCGACAAAGCUACGAAGACAUGGCGCCACCUGGUGGAGAAAUUUCCAGAGGACUACAACAUACGAAACCAACUGGGCUUAAGUUACAUUCUCAUAGGUAACAUGGUGGCUGCCAAGAACGCUUUUAGGGAGGUUAUCUCCAUCCAUCCCACCGACGGAUUUGCUAAGGUUCAUCUCGGCUUCAUACUCAAGUCUUCCGAUCUCAACUUCAAGGAGGCUAUCCCAUUGCUUAAGGAGGGGAUAGCAACAGGGGAGCCAGGGACAGAGGAUGGAAGAUUCUAUUUCCAUUUAGGGGAGGCACUACAGAGGACAGACAUCACAGAAGAGGCGUACAAAGUCUACCACGAAGGAGCUGCUAAAGGUCUCUUCCUGUCAGCAGAUCAGCGGUCACUUUAUAAUGUCUGGACGUUGACAAGUCGUCCUUGGUGGACAGCCGAGGAAACUGGAUAUACCAAACAUAUCAAGUUGCUAGAGGACAACUGGAAGGUCAUCAGAGACGAGGCUUUGAAUCUGUUAGAUGCUAACACCGGAAGUUUUGUACCGGAGGAGGAAAAUCUUCGGGAAACCGGAGACUGGAAGCAGUUCACAUUGUAUAAUAGAGGACGGAAAGACAAGGAGAAUUGUAACAAGGCGCCAAAGACCUGCGAACUCAUUGAUCAAAUACCUGAUGCUAAGGAAUGUCGUCGUGGCCAGGUGAAGUUUUCUAUGAUGCAGCCAGGUGUCCAUGUAUGGCCUCACUGUGGUCCGACAAACUGUCGACUUCGUGCCCACCUGGGACUAGUGGUGCCCCCUGGGCCGAAAAUCCGAGUCGUCAAUGAAACAAGGGAAUGGCAAGAAGGCAAAGUGUUUGUUUUUGACGAUUCGUUUGAACACGAGGUCUGGCACAAGGGAGAUAAACCGAGGAUGGUGUUAAUUGUUGACUUUUGGCAUCCACAGCUAGAUAAGGAAACAAGACUGGGCCUAACCCCAAUCUGAUAAGUGUUGGUGAGCUACUUAUGGAAAUAACCAUGAAAAGUCUAUGUGUGGAGGCAACUUUGGAAAUACCUUCACAUGGAAAUAGAAUAUAGAACAUGGUUUAUGUAGAUAAUAUAUGAAUCAUCUAAACAUGGUAGCAACAUCGGAAAUAUCUUCACGUGGAAAUAAGAUAUAAAACACUAUUUUAUGUAAACAACUUGUGAAAUAUCUACGCAUGGAAAUAGCUCGUAAAACAUCUACAAAUUGAAAUUAGAUAUAAAACACUAUUUUAUGUAAACAACUUAUGAAACAUCUACGCAGCAAAAUAACUUGUACAAAAUCUAAGCAUUGAAAUAAGAUAUAAAAAAAAUCAGAGGUCUUUUCAGUUACGCAGAAGAAGUAGUUUAUCUACUUUAAAAUAAAUGCAACAUAAUUCGGGUAAAUUGUUUAAUACAGGCCUUAAAUUAGAUAAAUCACUUUUACUUGACCUUAGGUUCAAGUCCGUCCCUAUUUCAUAUAGAGACAACUCUGGUCCAGUUGGUCAGAUUAUUUACUACGUGAUAAACAGUAGUCUAAGUCAUAGUUCAUAUAUAUUUGUUCAGUCUAUAUCAGGUAGGUCAGGUGUCAAAUCUAGCUCAGCUAGAUGUUUGGGAAAUGAUCUGAAAAAUAUUGUGAGAAAACUAAUGGCAGCAGUAACAAUAUAUUUUUGUUUUACUUAUGAAAAUAAAAUCGAAACAGGAAAAUAGGUGUUUUUACUAAACUACUACAGUUUUCAGUUUAUUUGUUGAUAUAUUGGAAUACCAACAAAAUUGCCAUUUAAAAUUUCAGCAGAGUAUGAAUACAAAAGUAUUGAAGUUUAUUAAACAUAUAUGUUAAUGAUGUGUAAGUGCAUUUUUCAUUCUUAAAUGCUACUGUUACCGAAACAUCUAAGCUUUCAUUUUUAAGGGCCAAGUUAUGUCCAGAUUGACUUUUUUCUUGGAAAUAAAAAAUUUGAUAAGUGUGUGUUGAACAUAUUGUAUUACGGUAUAAAACUCUCACUGAGUUGUUCCGAGUAAACUCCAGAAACUCCCAUUAAGGUCAAAUUUGAAAAUGAGAAUAGUUUAAUAACAUUUUCUAGAAUCUGUUAAAUAUUUGAUAAUUAAUCAAUAGAAAUUGAGUCCCGCCGGCUAGUUCAGUAGACAGUAGACCGUUUUAGCCUCAGCGAGAUACAUUUAGUAUUUCUGUUGUGGUACGAUUUUUAGGAAAUGUGAGAAUUGCACUGAUUUAUGUGUAAGCCAGGUUUUGUGAUAUUUGAAUUAGAAACAGAUUCAUACACAUGUUCUACAUCAAAUUGCUGUAAUGGUUAAAUUUUUCUUCACUGACUUCAUCUUUUGUAGAAAUUAAGAUAUUUCAUAAUUAUUGGAAUAGAUAUUCAAGUAAAGGAUAAAAUGUUGAAAAUUCAAAACCAAGUCAUGUUUAAGUCAUGUUUACAAGAAAAGACUUUUCAUUUUUUUUUUCAUUUUUUUUGCAGAACAUUAGAUGAAAAUUGACCAUCACAUGUACCACACUCAUUUGUAUUGUGAUUGUGACGACUAUUCAUGAUAUUGAUUGUAGAAAUUGAUGGGGUUGAAUUUGUAAGAAUGCUUUAUUUUAUGGAAGUUUGAAUGUGUAAAGUAUACAUGAUAAUUAACACUAGAAUACAUGGUGAUAAUCUACACAAGUUAUUAUACAAUUAAUGUGUUGACAUGGUGUUACAUGGAGAUGUUCGUUAUAAUCCUAUAUUGUUGAAAGUUGACUGCUUUGCUGCUCGCUUGCUUGGUCAGGGUUAUUCCCCUUGAUUUUUUGCUUGUGUUGGUUGACCGGCCUGGGGCCUGUUUGUUUAUGUGGACCAAACGGUUUGUCUAUUUUUAAUGUAAUAUAUCAGGGGUAAAACCUGAUGGACCUGUAGAUUUUAAAGCAGGCUUUGAAAAUCUUUGCCAAGGCUUGUCAGAAAAGAAACCCAUAAAAUCACAAGGUCCGGCCCUAUUUCAUAAAUGAACAUCUCUGGUCGAACCUGUUCAGCUGUUUGGCAUGCGAUAAACAUGAACGACCCUAUAGUAGGUAUUGUAAGAAGAUAUGAGGCUUGUUGGAAUAUGCGGAACAACAGGUUUGUCUUGUUUUUAAAGGUAGCUUUUUUGGGUAUAAAUCCUGGCAGACAUACAAAUGUUUGCAGGCCUUACCAGGCUUUUUCAAGGAUCGUCUGAAAGCAGCAUCCGAAUUACUACACUAGGUCCGACCUUUUGUUAUAAACAAACACCUCUGGUCCAAACGGUUCAAUUGUUUGGAUCGCAAUAAAGAAAAGUGGCCCUGUACAAGACUUUGUGUAUAAGUAACAAUUACUAUUAAAUGUACCUACUAUUUAAAUAUUCCUAGUUGUUUGUGUAAUCUUUAUAUACUAUGCAAAUUACUGUUACCUGCGAUUUUAAGUACAAUUAAUAUCAAAGCUCCAUUAUUAUUAUUUUUUGAAUUUCCAACAAACAUGAAAUUUUUCAAUUUAUUUUUUUACAAAUAUUUUUGAAUGUCCUUGGAAUAAAGAUAGUUAAUAAAAUGUCCAUCUAUGAUGAAAUAUAGAAUAUUUGUUAAUACAUUUUUGUGUAGCCUAGAUUCAGUUUAAAAGAAAGUAAAUUUGUUUAUUAGAAAAAUCCCACCAGGUUCAAUUAGAAUUUAGAAUAUUAUUAUCAGAGAGUUAUUUGUACGGUAAAAUGAAAUAUUUGCAGAGCUAGCACACAUUGAGAAUUGAAUGAUUCAACUUGUACGUGUUACAGAUUACUUACAAUGAAAAAACGAACAAUUGUUGAAUUAGCUUGAUUACAGAACAGAGUACUGUGCUGAAAUGGGUACUAAACCAUAGCAAUCAAGGAAAAUAAAAUUAAUGAGCAUCAACACUGCAGAAUCCGGUACCGGUUUCAGCAGUGGUGUUGUUGCUCGGCUUUCCCUGAUGAGCACUGUUGAAUACACCAUUAAGGUAUCCACCCCAGGAUCCCUACCGCCUCUUUGGAACUGACUUCCUUGUAGGGACGUUGGGUCUCCACCUCCCUGUUGUUAUAGCAAUAAAUGAAUACAUGUUUUGUAGAACAAACUUUUAUACACAAAUAACACUCCGAGACAACCACCUGAAAAUUAGCAGUAUGUAGAAUUUGUAUGUUUCGAUGAAAGAGAUCUAUUUAAAAAAUCAGUAAGAAUGUAGAAAAUACCAAUAUAGUGAUAAACAUAUGAAAUGAAUGGAAAGUCUUUCAUUUUUUUUUAAUUAUUUUUUAUACUUAACAAUGUAAUUUUGAUAAUUAUUCUGAAUAGAAGCUAAUUUAAAAAGAAAGUUACUACAUGUCAAGUAAUGCUUUCUAAUAUAAACCGUGUACACAACAUUUGCAUAAUAUUUAUUUUAUCUUUUCUCUUGUUUACAUGCUUUCGCCAAAAUAAUUUAUCAUCCAAGAAUUGAAAUAAGCUUUAAAUUCACAAACUUGAUUAUGUCCUCAAGCUGGAUAAAUGAUUUCCAAUGUUAGACUGUAUGAACUUAUAUUCUAAAAACAAAAAGAGUCGUGCGUUGAUUUUUUGUACACAUGUACAGUGUCUAGUGGUAGGACGCCAGGCUUGUGACUGAAGGGUUGCGGGUUCAUGUCAAGGCACAGCACUGUAUUGUAACUUUGAGCAAGAUACUUUACUCUGCUUGUUCCAGUCUACUCAGCUGUAAAAUGAGUACGUGGUUGGG
Molecule: messenger RNA, 7451 nt
Organism: Mizuhopecten yessoensis (Yesso scallop)
Lineage: Eukaryota; Metazoa; Mollusca; Bivalvia; Pectinida; Pectinidae
Product: aspartyl/asparaginyl beta-hydroxylase-like
Exons: 11
Coding region: 80-3748 (1222 amino acids)
Biological process (GO): peptidyl-aspartic acid hydroxylation
Cellular component (GO): endoplasmic reticulum
Molecular function (GO): peptidyl-aspartic acid 3-dioxygenase activity; protein binding
Source: RefSeq, a predicted model, not a curated record